CGCACCGGAAGAGAAGGGGCAGCUCUCCCAGCCAUCUUGUGGCAGCAUCCAGCGAUUUGUUCGCAUCAAGCCUCGUAGAAUCGGAGGUGAAUCCCGCUGAAGGGGCGCCAUCAUGCCCGGACACCUGCAAGAAGGCUUCGGCUGCGUCGUGACCAACCGGUUCGACCAGUUACUGGACGACGAGUCCGACCCGUUUGAGAUCCUGAAAGCGGCUGAAAACAAGAAGAAGGAGGGGGCCGCCGCUGGUUCCGCCAAGUCCGCGGCUCAAGCCGCCAAGCAGCCGAAGAAGGAGUCACAGAAGGACAGAAAGAACCCGCUGCUGGACAAGAAGGACGAGUCCCAGGCUCCGGUCCCACUUAAGAAAGAAGGUAUCAGGCGAGUGGGCCGGAGACCAGACCAGCAGGGCCAGCCUGGUUCCCAGCAUCAGGGUGGGCAGGGUGAAGGGCGACCUGGAGACAAGCGGCCGGACCGGAGACCUCCUCGCGAGCGCCGUUUCGAGAAGCCGCCUGAGGACAAGCCCGAGGGAGGUGGAGAGUUCUCUGCAGACAAGCCUUCUGGAGACCGGCCCCCGAGAGGGCGUGGUGGCGGCCGAGGUGGGCGUGGUGGUGGAAGAGGACGAGGCAUGGGCCGAGGUGAAGGCUUCGACUCCCGUGGGAAACGAGACUUCGACAGACACAGCGGCAAUGACAAAUCCAAUCAGAAAAGCGAGGAAAAGCGCAGCGGCAGCGGCUCACACAGCUGGGGCAACGUGAAGGAGGAAGUGAGUGAGGCUGAACAGACUGCUGCUCCAGAAACGACCCCAGAGGGAGAGGAAAACGCACCUGCCGGCUCCGAGAACAAGCUUUCCAGGGAGAACGAGGCGGAAGAAGUUAAAAACGAAGGCCCCAAAGAGAUGACCCUGGACGAGUGGAAGGCCAUGCAGGACAAGGAGCGCACCAAGGUGGAGUUCAACAUCCGGAAGCCCAACGAGGGAGCCGACAGCCAGUGGAAGAAAGGAUACGUGCUGCACAAGUCCAAGAGUGAAGAUAGGCCUGUUGGAGCUUUGAUCGACGUCGCAGAGACGGAAGCAGAGCCAGCCCCGGUGUUCAGCAAGCCGCUGGGCGCCCCCGACGAGUCCAGUGACCACCACUUCCGCAAACCAGCCAACGACAUCACAUCUCAGCUGGAGAUCAACUUUGGAGACCUGGGCCGCCCCGGACGCGGGCGCGGGGGAGCCCGCGGAGGCAGGGGAGGCCGCGGCGGCGGAGGUGGUGGCGGUGGUGGUGGUGGUGGUGGUGGUGGUGCCGGGGGAGGCACCAGACCGGCACGUGGGGGAGGACGGUCUGAAAAGGCUAGUGGAGUGUCCGUCCCCAACGUGGACGAUCCGGAGGCCUUUCCAGCUCUGGCCUAAAAGGCUCCUUUUCCACCACCAGCCCACCGAUCAGCCCUUCCGGGCCCCUCCUCUACGAGGCUUGCAUGCUUACAUCUUCAAGUAUAUAAGAAAAGAGAAAAAAAAAAGAUUUUAAAUGACAAAAAAAAAAAGACUCAUUCCAUACCACUCACACCACCAGAGGACUAAAAAUGUUACCUGUUUUAAAAGGAGAACAAAAGGCGAGAAAAGGACCUCUUGUUACACUGAAGUUUUGUAUUUAGGAACAUGAAAGCAGGGAUGUUUUCAUACUUUUUUUUUCAGAGAUUAUGCAUACUUCAUUGAUUAUUUUUGUGCUGCUUGAAUUAAUGCAUUUCUGCAAUUAGGUUGAAGUGUGUGUGUAUCUCUUCCCCUGAAGCUUUUGUGCUUUUUUUUUUUUUCCCCUCAUGACUUCAGCUCAGUAUUAUGCGGUCAUCUUAGAAAAUACUUCCUACUGGAGUUUUUCCUCCCAGUAACACACACUGAUGUGGUAGCACUAUACUACAUAGGAUACGUGUACUAGAUAUCUGAAGUAUGGCUAAACAUGCGUUUAAAGUGUAAUUACUCUGAUCCUGACUACCCAUCCCUUUGCGAGCCACAAAUUCAGGAUGGGUAACCAGGCAAAGUAACUUCCGACAAAAGCUUGGUAUUUUUCUGCUUGUUGUGCAGUGAAAGUAACUGCCUCGUUUCCAUUUUUAUUUUUUUGAUAGCUUGCCUUUUAUUUGGUGGACCAGUGGUUAGUGAUGCUUUGUAUCCCCUGAUCCAGAUG
Messenger RNA from Anarrhichthys ocellatus (wolf-eel), 2156 nucleotides. RefSeq names its product SERPINE1 mRNA binding protein 1b (gene serbp1b). NCBI's taxonomy places the organism in Eukaryota, Metazoa, Chordata, Actinopteri, Perciformes, Anarhichadidae. The coding region runs from base 113 to 1390 and encodes 425 amino acids. Gene Ontology annotation, molecular function: mRNA 3'-UTR binding. Gene Ontology annotation, cellular component: nucleus; cytoplasm. The record is from RefSeq and is a predicted model, not a curated record. The transcript is spliced from 9 exons.